Messenger RNA from Penicillium samsonianum, 1048 nucleotides. RefSeq lists its product as uncharacterized. The transcript has 3 exons. NCBI's taxonomy places the organism in Eukaryota, Fungi, Ascomycota, Eurotiomycetes, Eurotiales, Aspergillaceae. The record is from RefSeq and is a predicted model, not a curated record. The coding region runs from base 40 to 993 and encodes 317 amino acids.
CGACAACUCCUUCACUUCUCACAACAAAGCUAUACAACCAUGUCUCUCGCCAAGAACAUCCUCCUAUUCGGUGCAACGGGCAACAUUGGCUCAUUCAUCCUGGACGCCAUCCUGCCCGAGCGCUCCCAAUUCGGCCGCGUAGCCAUCUUCACUUCCCCGCACACAGCCGAAACCAAAGCCUCACAGCUGAACAAGCUGAAAGAGCAAGGCGUAGAAGUGAUUGUGGGUAAUGUCGAAGACGAGAAUGCCGUGAAAGCAGCAUACGAAGGAAUCGACACUGUGAUCUCAGCACUAGGCCGCAACACCCUGGCCCAACAGAUCCCCCUCAUCAGACUCGCAGCGGCCAGCCCCACCGUGAAAUGGUUCCUGCCCUCCGAGUACGGCACGGAUAUCAAGUACGGACCGGCUUCGGCGAACGAGAAGCCCCACCAGCUGAAGCUGAAGGUGCGCGCGUACCUCGAGGAUGAGAUCUCGCGUGAUGACCUUGCCUAUUCGUAUGUAGUUACUGGCCCAUUUGCGGAGAUGUAUCUUAAUCUCGUGCCUGGGUUGGAGGAGGCUGGUGGGUGGGAUGUUAAAGGCCAAAAGGCAGUUUUGUUGGGUGAGAAGGGGAAGGGAGAGGUUAGCUUGACGACGAUGAAAGAUGUUGGAACUCUCGUCCUGAACACUCUGCUUCAUGCUACGGCUGAGACGCGCAACGCUGCCUUGUGUGUUAAUUCGUUUACUACGAGCCCCGACCAGAUUCAGGCGGAAUUUGAGCGUCAGCUUGGUCAGCCGUGGGAUGUGUCUCGCACAUCGCUGGAGAAGUUGCGCGAGGCGGAGGCUGCGGCGUGGGAGGCUGGGAAUCCAGCGGCUACUGUGUUGACUUUGCGUCGGAUCUGGGGCGAAGGCGGGACGCUGUAUGCGAAGCGGGCUAAUGUGUUGAUUGGGGAGCCGAAGGUGAUGGGGCUGGAGGAGGUGGUUGCGAAUGAGAUCCAGAGGGUAUUGAAGUUGUAGAUAGCUUGUCUUCAUUUUUUUUUUAAACAUACUAGUUAGCCACAUAGAAAAGGCG